UCCUCUUCACAAUUCUUCUAAAAACAUAUAAUCUGUUCUCUCUUUUCUCUAAAAUAAUUCUUGAAAAAAUGGUGUCUUUCAGUUGGGUUUUCUUGGCUAUUUCUGUAAUGAUGGUGGGUUUGGUUAGUUCUGCAAGAUUUGAGGAACUAUAUCAACCUAGUUGGGCGAUGGACCAUUUGACAACUGAAGGAGAAAUUCUCAGGAUGAAACUGGACAAUCAAUCUGGUACUGGGUUUCAAUCAAAGAGCAAGUAUUUGUUUGGGAAAGUUACUGUUCAGAUUAAGCUUGUAGAGGGUGACUCUGCUGGAACUGUCACUGCUUUCUAUAUGUCAUCAGAAGGACCAACCCACAAUGAGUUUGAUUAUGAGUUUCUAGGUAACACAACUGGUGAACCAUACACAGUACAAACCAAUGUCUACGUGAAUGGUGUUGGUAAUAGGGAACAAAGAUUGAACCUAUGGUUCGACCCAUCCAAAGAAUUCCACUCAUAUUCCAUCAUGUGGAACCAGCGCCAAGUUGUAUUCUUGGUAGAUGACACACCAGUUCGUGUGCACUCGAAUUUGGAGCACAAGGGGAUCCCAUUUCCCAAGGACCAACCAAUGGGUGUAUACAGUUCAAUAUGGAAUGCAGAUGAUUGGGCUACACAAGGCGGGUUAGUCAAGACUGACUGGUCCAAAGCACCCUUUGUAGCAUCCUACAAGGGAUUUGAGAUUGACGGUUGUGAGUGCCCGGAAACUGCUGCACUUGCUGAGAAUACUCGGCGUUGCAGCAGUAGUGGUGCUAAGAAGUAUUGGUGGGACGAACCCGUUAUGUCCGAGCUAAGCCUGCACCAAAGCCACCAGUUGGUUUGGGUCAAGGCACAUCAUAUGGUUUAUGAUUAUUGUACUGAUACUGCUAGGUUCCCUGUUGCCCCUGUUGAGUGCCAGCACCACCAGCACAAGACUACUAAGAACUAGCUGGUCACAUUUGUGUGCUGAUUGGGAAUUUUGGGGUUCAGUCUUGUAUUGUGUAAAAAGAUGGAACAAAAGAAAAUGGCAUGAACUCCAUGUUGCAUGAUUUUGGUCACCUCUCCUUGUUGUAUGUAAAAAUCUCAUUAUCUCUUUGUUUAAUGUUUAUGGUUUAUUAAUGGAGUAUUUUUCAUUUGAAUUC
Molecule: messenger RNA, 1149 nt
Organism: Lycium ferocissimum
Lineage: Eukaryota; Viridiplantae; Streptophyta; Magnoliopsida; Solanales; Solanaceae
Product: xyloglucan endotransglucosylase protein 6
Exons: 4
Coding region: 69-956 (295 amino acids)
Biological process (GO): xyloglucan metabolic process; cell wall biogenesis
Cellular component (GO): cell wall; apoplast
Molecular function (GO): xyloglucan:xyloglucosyl transferase activity; hydrolase activity, hydrolyzing O-glycosyl compounds
Source: RefSeq, a predicted model, not a curated record